UCAGUGGGAAGUCAAGGAACUGAUAAGAAGUCUGUGCCAACUGAAGGUCUGCCUGUCAUAUGUUGCUUUAGCAUAUAAUCCUCAAAUCCAGAAUCUCUUGGCCCCCGGAACUCCUGCCCUGCAGCUUCGGUCCUCUCAAAACUCUUCUCUCAUCUUUUUGUUCUCUUUUUGUGACAAAAAUGGCCACAGCUGGGAAGGUCAUCAAAUGCAAGGCAGCAGUGGCCUGGGAGCCCAACAAGCCUUUGGUCAUUGAAGAGAUUGAAGUUGCCCCACCAGAGGCGAACGAGGUCCGCAUCAAGAUUGUGGCGACUGCGUUGUGCCAUACGGACCUGCACCACCUUUUUAAAAGUAUGGGUAAAGAGGGUUUCCCAACAGUUCUUGGCCAUGAGGCAGCUGGGAUUGUAGAGAGUGUUGGGCCUGGAGUAACAGAAUAUCAGCCAGGGGACAAAGUUAUCCCUCUGUUCAUCUCCCAGUGUAGAAAAUGUCGCUUCUGUAUGAGCCCUAAGACCAACCAGUGCGAGCAAGCAUGGAAGGGCACAUCUCGUCCCAAUGUGAUGGCACCACCAGAGUCCAGGUUUACCUGUAAAGGCCAGAAGGUGUUGCAGUUUACAGGAACCAGUACCUUCUCUGAGUACACUGUGGUUAGCGAGAUGUCUGUAGCUAAGAUCGACCCCGCUGCCCCUCUGGACAAAGUCUGUCUCCUUGGGUGUGGGAUCUGCACGGGAUAUGGAGCAGCAGUUAACACUGCUAAGGUAGAACCGGACUCCACAUGUGCUGUGUUUGGCCUGGGCGCUGUGGGUUUGGCGGCAGUCAUGGGAUGCAAGGCUGCAGGAGCCAAGAGGAUUAUUGCUGUUGACAUCAAUCCAGACAAGUUUGAGAAGGCCAAAGUGUUUGGUGCAACCGACGUUGUGAAUCCCAAGGAUCAUGAUAAACCCAUCAGCCAAGUGCUGGCUGAGAUGACCAAUGGAGGAGUGGACUUCUCCCUGGAAUGUGUUGGGGAUGUGGGAGUUAUGCGCAGUGCUUUGGAGUCUUGCAUACAAGGUUGGGGUGUCAGCGUGAUUGUUGGCUGGACAGACUUGGAAGACUUUUCUGCCCGACCAGUUCAGCUCAUCGCUGGACGCACAUGGACAGGCUCUGCGUUUGGAGGCUUUAAGGGUAGGGAUGCUGUACCUCAGAUGGUUAAGGCCUACCUGGACAAGAAGGUGAAGCUGGAUGAGUUCAUCACUCACAGAAUGACUCUGGACCAGGUCAAUGAUGCCAUUGAACUGUUGAAGCAUGGCAAAUGCAUCCGGACAGUCAUGAGCGUUUCUCCAGAAUAAGAUCAAUGACCCCAAAGUAAUCAGUAAUUUACCACUCUUUACAAACUCUCAGUAGUAAUCAAACACAAAAUACAAUGCAUAUGAUUACAGAUCUAUUAAACUGUGAACAAGUCUUGAACAAGCAACAAUAUUCAGUGAAUUACACAGAGAUUGUGAUGUGAGGAUGAUCUGCAGUUUUCAUAUAAGCAAAAUCUAAACAUGUCAAAGUGUUUAUAGAGUAAAAUAAAUGUUUAAACAGA
Scatophagus argus is the source of this 1558-nucleotide messenger RNA. RefSeq names its product alcohol dehydrogenase 1-like. Bases 180 to 1319 code for a protein of 379 amino acids. Gene Ontology annotation, cellular component: cytosol. Gene Ontology annotation, molecular function: S-(hydroxymethyl)glutathione dehydrogenase [NAD(P)+] activity; zinc ion binding. The record is from RefSeq and is a predicted model, not a curated record. NCBI's taxonomy places the organism in Eukaryota, Metazoa, Chordata, Actinopteri, Scatophagidae. Gene Ontology annotation, biological process: formaldehyde catabolic process. The transcript is spliced from 9 exons.